Molecule: messenger RNA, 1036 nt
Organism: Olea europaea var. sylvestris
Lineage: Eukaryota; Viridiplantae; Streptophyta; Magnoliopsida; Lamiales; Oleaceae
Exons: 2
Coding region: 197-748 (183 amino acids)
Source: RefSeq, a predicted model, not a curated record
UUUUUUGUGAAAUUUAUUUCAAAUAGUCAAAGAAGGGAUAAUGUUUUCCAAGAACAUUAUCUUCCAAGCAAGAUUUUUUGUGAAUUUUAUUUCAAAUAAUCAAAGAAGGGAUAAUGUUUUGUGUAAUGAACAUUAGCAGCAUUGUUACACUACUCGAUUUCCUCUUCUGCCUCUCGACUAACAACCUUACUACAACAUGGAGAAGAACGACGUAUCAGAAGACCUGUCCGAUUGGGAGGACAUAAAGCUGAACAAUAACAACUCAAUGCACAACAAUGGCUCAAAUUUUGCUCCAAAUGAUCAUGAAGACCGAACUGUCCCGACUCCGCGCAACAACGAACAAGUCCACGAGCCACAGCCAUUUUUGUCAGGGAUAAUGUCAUCUGGUGGCGACGAUGGUAGAAAAGAUGGAGUCGAAAGGGUGGAAAGAGAUGUUAACCAGUCGAAAAGAUUGAAUUUGGGAGUCUUGAAUUCGGGUAUUUUUCGGAUUUUACUUAAGAUAAGAAAAUUUGAUUGCUUUAAGGUUGGAUUGUGGUCAGUUUCUGGAGUCGCAGCAGUUGUUUUAGCGUCCUUGUUGCAUAGGAGAGUGUUGAAAUGGUGGAAAUCAAUGAAGAUGGAGCAGAAGGAGCACCUAUUACUUCUCAUCAAAGAAAAAGACCAGAAAAUAAAUCAACUUUUGCUCCGAAUUGCCCAAAUGAAUGAUAUUAUACUAGCGCGCCGGAAAGUCCCAGUUCUUCGAGCGAAUUGAAUUAUUGUGCAUUGGGAUUCUUCCUCAUUAUUCUCAAUACCUGGAAAAAUGGUCAAAUCAAGUCUUUCUACGACUCGAAUGAGCACUUCAAAGAUGCAUGACUUUCUUGAUAGAAGAUAUGCUUCCAUAGGGCAAUUCGAUAAAUUUAUGGCAAGUUUUGGGACGUGAAUAAGAAUGUACAAGAUUCAGAAUUUUUUUUUUUUUUUUAUUCUGUCUGCAAUAGAUGUUGAAAGUGAAUUAACGCUGUAAGUAAAACCUAUAGUUAUAAUCAAGCUCUACUUCCAUUUU